Molecule: messenger RNA, 2685 nt
Organism: Rhizoctonia solani
Lineage: Eukaryota; Fungi; Basidiomycota; Agaricomycetes; Cantharellales; Ceratobasidiaceae
Product: glycosyltransferase family 66 protein
Exons: 12
Coding region: 1-2685 (894 amino acids)
Biological process (GO): post-translational protein modification
Cellular component (GO): membrane
Molecular function (GO): dolichyl-diphosphooligosaccharide-protein glycotransferase activity
Source: RefSeq, a predicted model, not a curated record
AUGGCAGUCGCAUACGAACUGCCAGCCCUUUCAAAAGAGGCCGUAGCAAACACGGCCUCGCUCUUGCGCAUUGUCAUUCUCGUCUUUAUUUCAGGCGCUGCUAUUGCCAGUCGAUUGUUUGCCGUCAUUAAUUUUGAGAGUAUUAUUCACGAAUUUGAUCCUUGGUUUAACUAUCGAGCAACAAAAGUCCUGGCCAAAGACGGAUUUUAUGAAUUCUGGAAUUGGUUUGACCCCACGGCAUGGUACCCUCUCGGCCGUGUCGUCGGUGGGACCAUCUACCCAGGUCUCAUGGCUACCUCGGGCGUAAUCUACAACUUUUUACACGCACUUCAUCUCCCCGUCGAUAUUCGUAACAUUUGCGUCCUUCUCGCGCCCGGGUUCAGCGCUCUGACUGCCUAUGCGACUUACUUACGAAUCUGCCGGUCUCUUGGCGGCCAUUUUAUCGGUAUCGCACCGGGCUACAUCUCCCGUUCCGUCGCAGGAUCCUACGACAACGAAGCGAUCGCCAUCUUUCUCCUCAUGUUCACCUUCUACCUCUGGAUCCGCGCCCUCAAACAAGGCUCGGCAUUCUUCGGUACCUUGGCUGCCAUAUUCUACUUUUACAUGGUCGCCGCAUGGGGAGGCUACGCGUUCAUCACCAACAUGAUCCCGCUGCAUGCGCUUGCCUUGGUGCUCAUGGGACGCUACUCGAGUCGGUUGUAUGUGGGCUAUUCGAGCUGGUAUGCCAUUGGUACCCUUGCGAGCAUGCAAGUUCCCUUUGUCGGCUUUCAGCCUGUGAGGACGAGUGAACACAUGGGUGCUCUCGGCGUGUUUGGUCUUCUCCAACUCAUCGCGUUUACCGAGCUCGUCAGGUCCCACCUCCCAUCUAAGCAAUUCCAACUCGUCCUCCGCGCGUCUGUCGGCGUCUUGUUCGUACUCGGCACCCUCGGCCUUGUAGUCCUCACCUCCAAAGGAUGGAUCGCACCCUGGACCGGCCGCUUCUACUCUCUCUGGGACACCGGGUACGCCAAGAUCCACAUCCCGAUCAUCGCCUCGGUAUCCGAGCACCAGCCCACGGCCUGGCCCGCGUUCUUCAUGGACCUCAACUUUUUGAUCUUUGUCUUCCCGGUCGGGGUCGUGCUCUGCUUCAAGGAGCUCCGCGACGAGCAUGUGUUUGUCAUCAUCUACGCCGUGGUCGCGAGUUAUUUCGCGGGCGUGAUGGUGCGGUUGAUGUUGACGCUUACGCCGUGCGUGUGUGUCUCGGCUGCAAUCGCCGUGUCCUCGCUUUUGGAUACGUAUAUUGACCCGGAAGAGCCUGAUGCGCCCGAGGAACCUGUCCCUGCCUCGUCCUCCUCGUCGACCGAAGCCGAUGGUUCCGCUUCAGCUCCUGCCUCUGCCUCUGCUGCUACUCCAGCCGCGACGCCCAAGAAACAACAGUCCAAGAAGAAAUCGAGCGGGAAAAAGACCGGGAUCUACGGCCUGGACACGCGCUUGGCCGUCAUUGGCAACACCGUCUUCCUCAUGCUCGUCUUUGUCCUGCACUGCACCUGGGUCACCUCGAACGCGUACUCGUCCCCCUCGGUCGUUCUGGCCUCGCGCGGUCCGGACGGGUCGCAAAACAUCAUUGACGAUUUCCGAGAGGCGUACUAUUGGUUGAGGAUGAACACCCCCGAGACGAGUGUUGUCGCUUCGUGGUGGGAUUAUGGUUACCAGAUUGCGGGAAUGGCUGAUCGUCCGACUUUGGUGGAUAAUAAUACUUGGAACAACACUCAUAUUGCGACGGUUGGGAAAAUUAUGGCCUCGCCCGAGGAUAAAGCCUACCCCAUCCUGCGAAAACACGACGUGGACUACGUGCUCGUCAUUUUCGGCGGGUUGCUCGGAUAUUCCGGAGACGAUAUCAACAAGUUCCUCUGGAUGGUUCGUAUCGCGCAAGGUAUCUGGCCAGACGAGAUCAAGGAGGCGAAUUAUUUCACCCCGCGUGGAGAGUACAAGGUGGACGAGUCGGCGAGUGCGGUGAUGAAGGAGAGCGUGAUGUACAAGACGAGUUAUUAUCGGUUCUCCGAGUUGUUUGGUGGUGGACAGGCCGUGGAUCGUGUUCGUCAACAGCAUUUGCCGAAACAAGGUCCUACGCUGGAUUACCUCGAAGAAGCGUUCACGAGUGAAAAUUGGAUUGUGCGGAUCUACAAGGUUAAACAGGACGACCCGCUCGGACGAGAUCAUAAAGUCGCAAACGCCUUUGCAGCCGGCAAGAAGCGUAAACGCGUAAGACCGACGAGCAGGAGAAAAGCUCCUAACCAAAGCAAUCCAGCGUGGUACAAAGAUAGCCUGACCAAUGCACUUCGUGCCCUCGCUCAAAAGUCCAAGUCUACCUUGCCUCGGGAUGUUUAUGUCACUAUCGAAGAGGCAGCGGGAAGAACAUAUAUCCACGAGUAUUAUAUUCGCGAUCUACACGCUGCAAACCCUGAUCGACCCGUUCAUCCUGACUCGUCGUUUGUGUACACGGGAUACAAGGCAUCGCUUGCGAUUUUGCUCAGCAUGGUUAGCCAGCCUGGACUCGAUGGAACUCCAGGGGGAAAGAUUUGUCGUGGAAUUAACGCGUGCUUGCAGGACAUACUAGCCCUUGUCCGGUCCAAGGGAAAUGAUGUUGGUCGGUUGUUCAAGGAUCCAGAGAUGAAUCGGUUAUUGGCCAACCUUGCCAACAUUUAG